UCAUUUCUACAUUUAUAUAUUUCACAGAACUGAAUAUUUAAUUACUAUUAGAAUUAUCAUUUUAAUUUUUAAAUGAGUUUUAAAAGUACAAUUAGGAAAGUAUUUUUUGUUCUAACAUCUCAUUCUAUGUUUCAGGAGGUACCUCUGAAGGUUCCAGACCUUCCACCAAGAUGCAGAACCCAGACAGAAACACCACCUACACAGACUUCAUCUUAGUUAGUUUCUCUGGACCUCAGGAGUGGCGACAACUGCUCUUCAUCCCUUUUCUACUCAUAUUCUUAAUUGCGGUUUCUGCAAACUUAUUUCUGAUCUUUAUAAUUCUGUCACAGAGGUCCCUGCACUCCCCCAUGUACCUCCUAAUAUGUGCAAUGGCCUUUGUAGAUCUCUCUAUACCAAUUUUCUUUGUUCCAAAACUGCUAAUCAGUUUACUGUACAAUCUGAGACACAUCUCUCUGCUGGGUUGUCUAGCACAGAUGUUCUUUAUUCAUUUUUUUGGUGGCUUCCAGUCAACAGUUUUGCUGUGGAUGGCUGUGGAUCGUUACUAUGCAAUCUGUACUCCUCUGCACUACAAUGACUACAUGGCUUUCUCUGCAUUCCUUAAGUUCAUAAUACUUCCUUUGCUGAGAAAUGCUAUUCUCAAUCUAUCCAUAGUCAGUCUGGCUGGGUCUCUGUCCUUCUGCCAGCAUGAGAUCGACCACUGUUUCUGUGAGCACAUGGCGUUGGUCACGCUGGCCUGUGGGACCAUACGCAUGAAUAACAUUGUAGGACUGAUGACUAUUUUUUGUGUACCAACAGUUGAUUUUCUGUUAAUCGUUGCAUCUUAUGUUAGAAUAUUUUUCUCAGUGUUUAAGUCGGGGAAGUCCAGCCGAAAGGCUCUCAGCACCUGCGUAACUCAUAUUAUUGUCAUAACCGUUAGUUUAAUUUUGGCCUUAUUUGCUUUUCUUUCCUACAGGAUAAAUUAUAACAUGUCAUCUAACAGCCACACUGUGAUCAGUAUGAUGUAUGUACUUUUCCCCAGUUGCUUCAACCCAAUAAUUUACGGAGUCAGAACAAAGGAAAUUAGACAACAAAUAAUGAAAACUCUGAACUGCGGAAAAGUCGCCCCAUGACACUGAACGAAGAGCUUCAGCGGAAAGACGCUAUGAAAAUGACCAAGGUUACCCUCGUAUGUUAACUGUUGUGUUGAAAAUGUGAAAAUGAAAAAGUAUUAAGUGUAGAAAUAUAAACUGGAAAUAUUAACUUUUUUGAUUUAUUAGUAUGAUU
Brienomyrus brachyistius is the source of this 1263-nucleotide messenger RNA. RefSeq names its product olfactory receptor 52E8-like. The coding region runs from base 171 to 1109 and encodes 312 amino acids. The record is from RefSeq and is a predicted model, not a curated record. Lineage: Eukaryota; Metazoa; Chordata; Actinopteri; Osteoglossiformes; Mormyridae. Gene Ontology annotation, molecular function: G protein-coupled receptor activity; olfactory receptor activity. Gene Ontology annotation, biological process: G protein-coupled receptor signaling pathway. The transcript is spliced from 2 exons. Gene Ontology annotation, cellular component: membrane.